Messenger RNA from Aspergillus puulaauensis, 969 nucleotides. It is a transcript of the gene MRPS9, whose product is annotated as mitochondrial 37S ribosomal protein uS9m. NCBI's taxonomy places the organism in Eukaryota, Fungi, Ascomycota, Eurotiomycetes, Eurotiales, Aspergillaceae. The transcript is spliced from 2 exons. Gene Ontology annotation, molecular function: RNA binding; structural constituent of ribosome. The record is from RefSeq and is a predicted model, not a curated record. The coding region runs from base 1 to 969 and encodes 322 amino acids. Gene Ontology annotation, biological process: translation. Gene Ontology annotation, cellular component: mitochondrial small ribosomal subunit; ribosome.
AUGGGCUUGAAAACAGCUAACUGCGUGGCCCAUGCCAUGCAGACUCUCCGAUCCACAACCUAUCUUCGAGCAUCCAUCUCCCAACGCUUAGCGGCCCCUACAUAUCUCGUCCCCGGAACUGCUAUAUCGACGCGCAUACAAUGGCAUGGAGGUGUUCGUGGUUACGCCACCGAAUCUCAAGCUCAACAACCCGAGCAGACCGCUGCCCCGGAAAUUGAUUUCGUAAAGCUUGAAAGCAGGCCCGUACGAGUUAUUCCCGCAUCACCUUCCUAUUUUUCGGGCAGUCCAAAGUUCUUCGACCACCUGUUGAGACUUGAGAGCCUUUUGGCAAAAUAUGCGACAUUACCGACUGUGCCUGCCGGCGAGGCUCCUAGAAUGGCUUGGUUGAAGCUACCGGGAUUCCGAGAAUUCGUUGGCGAACAGGUUCCUACGAAGAAAUACAAAGGCCUACUCCAAAUUCUGCAACGGUUAAAUCGGAUUGAACCCGGCGUCAUUCCCGACGAGGUUCGCCUCACGUUGAAAGAUUUCCUUCGUCCAGGAAAUCCGUAUGCCCUGCAGGCCGCGCAACCUACUGUGGAUGAAUUGGGUCGUGCUCGUGGAAAAGGAAAGCGUAAGUCGUCAUCCGCAGUAGUGCAACUGGUAGAAGGCGAUGGGGAGGUUCUGGUCAACGGAAAGAGUUUGGUCGAGGCGUUCCCUCGAGUGCAUGACCGUGAGAGCGCGACGUGGGCCCUUAGGAGUUCAUCCAGGCUAGAUAAGUACAACGUGUGGGCUACGGUUAGGGGCGGCGGCACAACCGGACAGGCUGAGGCUGUCGCCUUGGCGCUUGGACGCGCAUUGAUGGUACACGAGCCUGCAUUAAAGCCCAUCUUGCGAAGAGCCGGCGUUAUUACCGUGGAUGCUCGACGUGUGGAGAGAAAGAAGCCUGGCCACCUCAAGGCGCGCAAGGCUCCUACAUGGGUCAAGCGAUGA